GACUCCCAUCUCCGUUCCAGGACAACACUUUCCUUCCCACAAUCCCACUUCGCCACCAACGGCGAACCCGCCAAUCUCCCCUGCCUCAACCGGGCCAUUGGAGACCGGGGUUUCGCUUCGCUCGUAAACCCUAAUCUAGUCCACCUUUCGCCAAUCCAGUCCAGUACCUCGACGGUCAGCCUCUCCGAUCCCACCCGAUGCCCCGACCUCGACCCCGCGGGCGGGGCAAAACCAGAUCCGGCUCGCAAAGGAUGGAUCCCGAAGAGGGCACCACACCACCGGCUCCGGAACAGGUGGCGUGUGAUCCGUCGCAAGAAGAGAGUGCGGCGCCGGUGGUCGAAGAGAGGGCAGACACUGACGCGGUAGCGGGAGAAGACCAAGGGGCGAGUGAGAACGAGGCGGAACGGACACGCGAAGAGCUCGAGCGGACGGUCACGGAGCUCAGCAUCCAGAACGAGUACCUCAAGUCCCAGAUCGCCGGUGCUCAGCAGCUGGCGAAUAGCGCCGAGGUGGGAAUAGGCAGUGGGAGGGAAGACGAGGAUGACUCCGAGCUCGUUAGGAGCUUGAAGGAGCAGGUCGAAAGGCUUAGCAAGGAGGUUCAAGAGCAAAAACAGACGCAGAAGGUUGCGGAGGCGGCCCUCGAGCACGUCAAUAUGUCCUACGCCGAGGCGGACGACAAGGUUCAGGAGCUCACGGCGAAGCUCAACCAAGCUCAACUGAAGAUUGAAAAAGAACUAAAGGAACGAGAUGACAAAUAUGUUGAGUUGGAUACUAAGUUCCAGAGGCUUCACAAGCGUGCGAAAAACCGUAUACAAGAUAUACAGAAGGAAAAAGAUGAUCUGGAAGCUCGGUUUAAUGAGAUUAAUCAGAAGGCUAUGGAAACUGCUUCUCUACAGCUAGUGGCACAACAGGAACUGGAACGUGCUCGUCACCAGGCUAGUGAUGCUUUACGGGCAAUGGAUGCUGAAAGACAGCAACUGCGGACUGUGAACAACAAGUUAAGAUGUAAUUUUGACGAGACACGGCUUGCUUUGGAGGCCAGGAAUAAUGCCCUUGAGAAACUGCAACAGUCAAUGCUUGAAAAAGAGCAGAUGCUAGAACAAAUCCAAAGAUCAAUGCAGUCUGCGGAAGAAAAGAGGCAUGCAUCAGUUUCAGAGCUUUCUGCUAAGCAUCGCAAGCAAUUAGAGAGCUUGGAGGCACAGCUAGCUGAGGUUUCUGCAGAGAGGACAAAGGCAUCCAAAACUAUUCAAUCACUGCAGAUGGUACUCGCGGAGAAAGAUUCAAAAAUAACCGGAAUUGAAGCAGCAUCAACCGGUGAAGCUGCCCGGCUUAAAGCUACCUUGGAGGAGAUUAAAGGCGAGCUUACUCAUUUAAAGGACCAACAUGAAAAAGAAAGACAAAGCUGGGAAGCCGAAUGUGAAUCCCUUAGAGAAAAAUUGGAAGCAUUGGAAAGUGCGCGCUUUAGAUCUGAGAUAGAAUCUGCCAAAUUUAGAAAUCAAUUGGAAUCAGAGUUGUCAACGCAAAAUCAAUUGCUUCAAAACAAAGAUUCGGAUCUAAUUUCUGCGAAGGAGGAGAUCAGUCGACUAGAAAGUGAGUUUUCCGCGUACAAGAUCCGUGCACAUGCACUUUUGCAAAGGAAGGAUGCUGAGUUGAGCGCAGCUCAAAAUUCAGAUGUUCUUAAAGCACAUGAAGAAGCAAUAAGAGAAGCUGAAAAGGAGGUGGCAGCUGCCUUAGAAGAACGAGAUGAAGCGAUCCAGGACCUUCAAGUUGCUCAAUGCAGGCAUAGUGAAGAGAUUGAGGCAAGGGAUUUGGGUCUUGCGGAGUUGGACAAAAAACUGAAGAAUGUCAUGAAAAAAUUAGAUUAUGUUACCUCUCAAUUUCUCUCAGAAAAAGAAUCAUGGGAGAAAAAAUUGGCAAGUGUAGAGGAAAGCUGGAGAUUAAAAUGUGAGUCUAUGAAGGGUCAAAGCAAUGGCCAUGUUGAAGACCACCUUCAGAAGAACCUAGGGGAAUGGACACUGAAGUAUGAGAAAUUGAAGGAAGAGCAUGAAUCGUUCCGUGAUAUUUCUGAUAGAAUGAUUGAAGAGAAGGAACGGGAGAUAGCUAAACUUCUCAAUGCAAACAAGGAUCUUCAUCAUUCUUUAGAGGCUAAAGCAGCAGUCAGCAAACGUGACAAUCAAAGCCCAGGAUAUGUUAAACAGGAUGCACUAAGUAUUGAAUUGGCUGAGCAGCAAAUUCUGCUUCUUGCACGGCAACAAGCACAAAGGGAAGAAGAAUUGAGUCAGUCACAUAGGCAUAUCUUGGCGCUUCAACAAGAAGUUGAAGAUCUUGAGCGUGAAAACCGUCUUCAUGAUCAACAGGAAGCAAUGUUGAAGGCUGAGCUUCGGAAUAUGGAGAGAUCACAAAAGCGAGAAGGAGUAGAUAUGACAUACCUAAAAAAUGUGAUCUUAAAGCUUCUUGAAACAGGGGAGGUGGGGGCCUUGCUGCCUGUGGUUGCGAUGCUACUACAGUUCAGCCCUGACGAGCUCAAUAAAUGCCAACAUGGCGUCCUCUCAAAUGUCGCUUCCUUACCAGCUACAGCAUUGUCAGAUGGUGGAUCGACACCAAAUUCAUUCUUUGGAAGAUUCACAUUCUAAUACCGGUGCAAGAUGUUGGUUUUGAUUAUCCAUAUUUUAGCAGAGGUAGAUAUUUACAUUCAUGGGGUGAUCCAAAAUCCCAGCGAUUUUACUGAUUGUGAAAGGUGACAUUCUUUUGUUUGCAUGCUUCUCAUCUCUUCUUACCUUUCGUAAAGUAGUGUAUAUUAUAUAAAUAGAAAACCAUAACUAUCUAUAUAUGUACUUUCAAUACAAGCAUUCAUUCUCAAAGGGAACAUUAUUUUUGAUUUCU
Triticum dicoccoides is the source of this 2883-nucleotide messenger RNA. Its product is annotated as protein GRIP-like. The coding region runs from base 198 to 2633 and encodes 811 amino acids. The record is from RefSeq and is a predicted model, not a curated record. Gene Ontology annotation, biological process: reciprocal meiotic recombination. The transcript is spliced from 21 exons. NCBI's taxonomy places the organism in Eukaryota, Viridiplantae, Streptophyta, Magnoliopsida, Poales, Poaceae.